CCGAUCAUCAUCUCCCCAUCCGAUCCAAGCAAUUUUUCCUCCCUGGCUGCUGUCGUGUGAGUACUGCCUGUCUCCGUUUCCUCUAGACAUGAUAAUAAAUCAACAAUAACAAAAACAAAAUAAAAAAUAGCAAAAAUCAAAUUCUUCAAUUUCCUCAAAUGCGAAGACAGCAACAACAAGAACAAUUCCUCUCUAUCCAAUUUCUAUCGAUAGAGAGAAAUCAAAUCUAAAUUUUCUAAAUUUCUCUUACUUUUUGUUUUGAGAAAAGUCGAGAUCGAUCAGAUCGAAGCUUUUGAGAUUGAAUUUCGGUAUUAUUAUUUUAAAGGGAGAGGGGAGAUUGGAAAAAAAAAAAAAAGAAGGCCAAAAGAGCAGGCAAUUUCGCUGAAACAUGUCUGCCAUAGUUUCAGGGAAGAGAUCUUUCUUUGAGGAAUUGAGUGCGACACCUCCCGUUUCUAAGAGAAUCCGUUGUUCUUCUCGUUUUGCUUCUUCUUCUUCUUUCUCUACUUCUUCUUCUUCUCCUUCUUCGCCGCCCUCCUUGUUUUUGAUCGAUCAAUUGAUUUCUAUUUUCCCUGAAAUGGACAAGCAGGUUCUUGGGAGAGCACUUGAAGAAUGUGGACAAGAUUUGGAUUCAGCUAUUAGAAGUUUGAAUGAGCUUCGUUUAGGAUCUGCUGAUAGAAAUCCUGCUGUUGCUAAUAAAACUGGUGUAGAAUUAGAAGGAAAUGUUCAACUUCAAGCUCAAGAAUCAAUUGUUGGUCAGCGAGAAGAGCAUUGUUCUGUUGUAGGUGUAGCAGCUAAUGGAGAUGUCCCAGCGAAGGAACAGACAACCCCAGAAGUUUUCUCAAUGGAUGGUUCGGAUUGGGUGGAACUUUUUGUUAGAGAAAUGUUGAAUGCUUCUAACAUUGAUGAUGCCAGAGCUCGUGCUUCAAGAGCACUGGAGGUUUUGGAGAAGUCCAUUCAUGCACGUGCUGGGGCAGAGGUAGCCCAAAAUUUUCACCAGGAAAAUAUGAUGCUGAAAGACCAAUUGGAAGCACUUAUUCAGGAAAAUACUAUUCUGAAGCGAGCUGUGGCUGUUCAGCAUGAGCGUCAGAAAGAGUAUGAAAAUCAGAGUAAGGAGUUGCAGCAUCUGAAGCAACUAGUUUCUCAGUAUCAGGAGCAGUUGAGAACCCUUGAGGUAAACAACUAUGCAUUGACAAUGCACUUGAAGCAAGCUCAGCAAAGUAGCUCUAUCCCUGGCCGUUUCAACCCUGAUGUUUUCUAGUAAUUCUUGGAUAUGGCUUUGCAGAUGACUUGUGUGCAACUGUGCUUGAAUCCUGGCAAAAGUGUUCCUAACAAGCUUUAGCCAACUAAAUUUUGUAAUCUGCUUCAAUUGCUGUGCUGCCACCAGAUGGUGUAUUUUUUUUUUCUCUUUUUUACAGAAGGGUAGGCUGCAGUCGAAAGAUAUGCCUCGAUUAUUUCAAGAAAUAAAUGCAUGGUAGUUUGUCUUUCCAAUUAUCUACUUGAAGUGGAUAUUUGAUAGUAACAAAUGUUGGUAGGCUUUGCAUCCACCGAAAUGAACCUUUUAUCCACAUAUAUGCUAUAGAAGAAGAUAGAUCUUAAAAGUCUGCAUUUUAUCCUCAUGACCAAGCUAAUGCUAUUGAGCCACAAAAAUGGUGCCUUCGUGCAAUUACUUGGAAAGUAAGUUUUCCUAUUGCCGUUAAAAAGAAGGGAGAACAGAAAAGUAGCUUUGCUUCUAGCUUGCCAUCAUAUGCCUUUAGGUUGCUUUGACUCGAUAGUCGAUAUCACACUGGCAAUAUAAUGAUGAAUGACUUGUGUGGCACAGACCUGUCUUUCAAGACACGCGAGGUCCUUAUUCGCCCUGUCCACUAACGCUGCCUUGCUUUCAUCAUGAACAGUUUCUUUGUUCCGCCAGCCGUUGCCUUGGAUAUUCUCAUUGACUAUAAAUUUUCUCCGAUGCCACCGAGCUCUGACAUGAUUAGAGGUGGCAUAAUGGGGCGGGCAACCUGAGGUACGACACUACCCAGUUUGUUAUGGGACGGGUUAGCACAAUCUAUUUUAUUACAAUAAUCGUGCUGAAUCAAGUCCAACUCUCAAACCCAACUCUUUUAGUCAUAUCGUGUUGGGUAGAGUAUUUCGAAGCUUAUGGGCUCGCACGGCACAAGCUUAUGAUUGGUCA
This is a messenger RNA of Durio zibethinus, 2173 nucleotides long. RefSeq lists its product as uncharacterized. The record is from RefSeq and is a predicted model, not a curated record. Gene Ontology annotation, molecular function: ubiquitin binding. NCBI's taxonomy places the organism in Eukaryota, Viridiplantae, Streptophyta, Magnoliopsida, Malvales, Malvaceae.